Molecule: messenger RNA, 1084 nt
Organism: Amaranthus tricolor (Joseph's coat)
Lineage: Eukaryota; Viridiplantae; Streptophyta; Magnoliopsida; Caryophyllales; Amaranthaceae
Product: heavy metal-associated isoprenylated plant protein 24
Exons: 2
Coding region: 288-731 (147 amino acids)
Molecular function (GO): metal ion binding
Source: RefSeq, a predicted model, not a curated record
ACUAGACUUUCUUGUCUUGUCUCUUUCUUUUGCCCUAAUCUUCAUCAAUAAUUCUUCCCACUACCUGGUUUAUUUAUACCCUAAAAAUAAUCUUUCUCAUCACACAACAAGCAACAAACAAAUUUACAUGAAAUAUUUUUGAAAACCCACCAAAAGAAUUUUUUUUUUUUCUUAAAAAAGAGUCUAUAAAUAGAAAGAGAGGAAGAGAGUGAAGUACUAAUAGUAGUAAUAGUGUGAGUGUUAGUAAUACAUAAAAAUAAUAUUUUUGUAUUUAAGAGAAGAAAAAAAUGGGAGUUCAAGGAACAUUAGAGUAUUUAUCAGAUGUGAUUAGUAAUGCAAAGAAAGGAAAAAAAAGAAAGCAAAUUAAUACAAUUAAUCUUAAAGUUUCUAGAAUUGAUUGUGAGGGUUGUGCCAUGAAGAUUAAGAAUGCUCUCUCUGGUGUUAAAGGAGUGAAAUCAGUAGAUGUGGAUAUGAAGCAACAAAAGGUGACAGUGACAGGAUUUGUGGAUCAAAAGAAGGUUUUGAAAGCAGCAAAAGCAACAAAGAAGAAGGUUGAAUUAUGGCCUUAUGUGCCUUACAAUAUGGUGGCACAUCCUUAUAAAGUUGGUGCAUAUGACAAAAAAGCCCCUCCCAAUUUUGUUAGGAAGGUUGAGGACUCUAUGACUCCUUUAGAAGAACAAUAUACCACCAUGUUUAGUGAUGAAAAUCCUCAAGCUUGUGCUAUUAUGUAAUUCUUAAAUAAGACGGUUUUAUGGUGAGAUUAUUUCUAUUAGGCUGAUUCGUGUACAUUUAGUUUAUUAUAGUGAUCACUUACAUUUUAAAGUGAUUAGUUAGAGAAAUGGGUGAGACGGUCUUAUACAAGACGAGUUUUAUUAUAAUGUGUACUUCAUAUUGUAUGUAUUGUUUAGGGAAGAGUCUUAGUGUAGUCUUAUCAGGAGUUCGACCCCUUCAAUUCCGUUUUAGUGGAAGUAUAUUGUUGGAAGAGUCGUUGUGUGUAUUAAUUAGAGUUUGGUUCCUUUAAAGUUCAAGUAUUCCUACAAAAAAAAUACUAAAAUAACUAAAUUAUCCCUUUUAUUUUUUUUAA